Mercenaria mercenaria is the source of this 1082-nucleotide messenger RNA. RefSeq lists its product as uncharacterized. The transcript has 7 exons. The coding region runs from base 86 to 1030 and encodes 314 amino acids. The record is from RefSeq and is a predicted model, not a curated record. Lineage: Eukaryota; Metazoa; Mollusca; Bivalvia; Venerida; Veneridae.
AUAAAUAAACGUUGUCCGAAAAAAGUCAUUAUCUUAGACUGAUAAUAAUCAAAUAAAGACAAAUUCAAAACUAAGACAUUUAUACAUGUUUACGAUGCGCUGGUUAGCAGUAGUUCUUGUUUGUCUCAAUGUCGGCGCAACAGUUGGUCAGUGCCCGGCAUACUGGACUUUGUUUGGAGAAAGAUGUAUAAACAUUACUUCAAAAGUCGGUUCCUGGGCGGAAGGCAUGAAAUAUUGUAAAUCAAUGGGUGGACAACUGAUAAACAUCGAUACAGCCGACCUCCAAACAUUUCUCUCCCCUAUUGUCUCGACGACGGCCCAAGCAAAGAACAUAACACUUCACACGCGUAACGAAUACAAGUACCAUUAUCUUCAUGACCUUGGAGUCGACGUUACCAAAACAUCGUCAGUCACCUUUGCAGUGAAGGCCUGCAACGAUGCCCACAUAGCUUUGUCAAAGACCAAAGGACUGGAUAGCAGCGACACGUACGAGAUCGUGAUUGGUGGUUGGUCAGAUUCGGAAUCGGUCAUCCGUGACUGUAAACAAUGUGCACACAUGGACGAGGUCCAUCAUAAAUCUCAUCCAUUGAGCUGUAGCCAGCCACAUCCUUUCUGGGUCAGCUGGGACAAUAAUUACAUUCGGGUCGGUAAGGGCAAUACCGUUGGAGAACAACAGUUUAUGGUCUGGAAUGAUACAGAUCCACAUCCGGUCAACUAUGUUGCCGUAUCAACAGGAUUUGGAUCUACAGGAGACUGGACAUUCUUUCGUGACACAUACAUGCCUGGGAAAUUCUGGGUAGGAGCCACUGACUUGGUCACAGAAAAUGAAUGGAUUUGGCUCCCAGCUCAAUCGCCAAUCUCCGAAUACACGAACUGGUUACCAGGGCAACCGGACAAUGCAAAUGGGAACCAACACUGCCUGGUUCUUGACGCAAACAGCGGCAUGAAAUGGCGAGAUGAUAACUGUGAAGAUGAUAGGAACUUUAUCUGCGAGAAACAAAUAGAUGACACGUCUGGCAUUAUUGGAUGAUCGCGUUAAACUGACAAUAAAGGUUAUAUACCAAUAAAAGAAAUUGCUCUUA